AUGGCUGCCGACAAGCUUUCUGUCCAGGAUUCCUUCCAGGAACCCCGAACUCCUGAAAGAAGUUACACUGGGCCAUCUGGCACUACCCUCAGUAAAGGCAUGAAAGAUGCAUCUAAAAUUGCACCAUCCAUGAAAGAUUUAUCCAUGGAGAGUAAAUCAGAACGUCCAUGCGGAAACGUCAACCAUGACGAUGAAGAAAACUUGUUGCUCUCUCAGAGAUCUCAGGUCUCGGCCUCUCGCUCUACCUCAUGUUCCAUCGACAGUAACAAGCGCUCUCGGAUCCCGAUGGCUACUUACCACCUCAGAACACCGGCAGGGCCAUUUCCACUGGAAAGAGAGAUGCAGACUCCCAGCACACAGCGCAGUGCAAAACCUGUGCCGGUUCAAAAACGCAGUGCACCGUCUCCUGCUCGUGCCUAUGAAGCCACACUUACAGAGCCAUAUACCGGAAAAGCUCCUUUUGUUAAGGCUCCUUCCACUCUUAGUACCCAGUCAUCAGAGGGAUUGUUAGGUGCUACUACGUCCAAUGUCGUUCCUGCUACUGGGAGAGAGCAUACUCUAUCUACCUACUCGUCUGAUGAUGAUUGGAAUAUCGAUGAGGAGACUCCGAAGCCACGACGUACCGUCUAUACCGGCGAGUAUCGUACCCCUGUGGCCGAAAGAACUGCCCAGCGCAUCCAUGGUCCAAGACUGAGAAUCUCUUCAUCCGCAGAUGAGGUGUUGAGAGAGAUCCAAUCUAUUGACAAGUCAUCCUCAUUUGAAAGAGGACAAGAUGGCAUUGGUGAUACUCCGGGCAAUUGUCGUCACCCCGUCAAUUCGAAGGAGCAAGAAGGUUUCGAGUCAUGCUUGGAAACUCAAGGGUUGGGCAAAGAAACCGAGGCCUAUGAAGGUAAAUCAGCGGCUGCAGCCCCGAAGAGCGUGCUGUCAGGGCAGAUCCGGUCACAGGCUUCGGUGACCAAAGCUUCUCCUCUCGAAUUGCAAAUAAAUGACAAUCUGCUUCCCAUUGCAUCUCCAUGUUUGGAGAAGGGACAAGAUCAGACUCCGCCCAGUAAUGAAAGUCAUCACGAUACUCAGCACAUUGCGGACUCUCACAUCGGUUCUACAGUUGAAUCUUUCAGAGUUCAAAGAACCGGUCUUCACUCACACCCCGUCAGAUCAUCAUCAGUGGAGGCGAUGUACGAGUUCCCAGUCCAGGGCACUGAUCCUCUCAAAUCGAACCCUUCAAAUGAAACUGAUCAAGCUGCGACAUUCGAGAAUAUUGAGAACCCGAGGACCUAUAUCGACGUAAGGGUACAAAAUCCUGCCCCGCGCAGCGAGAGGAAGACUUUCAGUAUUCGAAACAUGUUCAAGCCUCGCGCUGGUGCUGACAAAGAGCUCAUAAAUCCCGACAAUGGUGGCAGCACUCAAAAGACCCCAGUAACUGCGAAGCCAAUUCGAAAGGCCGUGAGUAGCAAGAAUCUUGGCACAGCCAUGAAGCCAUCGGGUCUUGGAUGGAGCAUAACUCAUUCAGGCAAGACUCGCACCGGUCAAAUCUCGAGUCCGAUACAGAUACCUCCCGAGCAGCUUCCUGCUGGCUAUAAGCCACUCCCUGGUCCUAGCGCCCCUAAUUUGGUGAACGUGGAACGAACUUUGCCUACGAAUACCACGGUCCACACGCCCACGGCCGCUGGGUCCCGAUCACGCAGACACGUUGUCACAUCUUCUAGCGGAAGCCCUUACCUUGCCAGACAAGCGUCGGAACUUUCAAGCAAGUCUGUCCUGACCGCAGCUUCUCCUUCGAGAAUCCCUGUUCUGGUCCACACUGGUGUUCAAACGGAGAACAGGCUUGUCAAGCAACGUGUCGGAGUUCACGAUGGAGUACUUGAUCACUUCAUCAAGAAGUACGGUGGGGGGGCUAUGACCCCCCCCCAGCGGGACACUUUCUUGCGGGCGGCUGUAGCCCUGAUACAGCACCUUGAGGGCGUCGGGGCUGCCCAGAAAGCCCUGGGCGAGGCGAUUGCCUCGAAAGACAAGAGGCAGUCAGAGAAGGAGGCUGCUGAGGAAGCCCUUGAGCUGUUGUACGAGCAGCUCGGGGGCUUCCUCAGCUAG
Messenger RNA from Aspergillus uvarum CBS 121591, 2088 nucleotides. RefSeq lists its product as uncharacterized. The record is from RefSeq and is a predicted model, not a curated record. The transcript has 5 exons. The coding region runs from base 1 to 2088 and encodes 695 amino acids. NCBI's taxonomy places the organism in Eukaryota, Fungi, Ascomycota, Eurotiomycetes, Eurotiales, Aspergillaceae.